UUGUUGUGCUCCUGGGUGGGUGAGCGCUUUUUUUCGGGUGUUGGCUGCUGGCAUGGCGAGCCCAGCCCCGCGAACCUGCGAUAUAAACCCCGGUCUGCUUCCCCCCCCCGGUUGGCCUGCAAGUCCGUCUUGCUCUCGUCUCUGGUGUGCAUCGACCAUCAGCGCUCUUGUCUGCCGCGCAUACCCCCGUCCAGCAGUCUUUGUCUUCAACUUUGUCUCCAACUUCCAUAUCCCGCUGCUCUCGCGCAUCUCGUCGCUCGCUCCAUCUUACAACUGCACCGCUGCCCAAGCUUCUCCAGCCGCCAUGUCGUCGACCCACUACUCUGCCUAUCUCAGCUACCUGAACUCUGUCAAGUCCACAGGCACCAGCCCAUCAAACUCCCCGCCGCCUUCUCCCACCAGCCGCAGCAGCAUCUCCAAGGCAAUCGAGCAGGCCGCCUGGGAACAGUACCUUCGCGAGCUCGCGGCCGAGGAGGACGACCUGGUCACCAAGCAGCCUCUCAGCCCCGAUACGCCGUGCUCUGCCCAGUCUCCUCCCUCCAGUGCCCUGCCUUCGGCAAGCUCGAGCGCCCUGUACUCUGCCAGCGUCCCCCGUGAUGAAUCUUGCCUGAGUGCAGAAUUCGACUUCAUCUACUCGCUGCUGGGCCAAAGCAACAACCCGGCGCGCUCCGUCGCCUCGUCCGCUGCCUCUGUUGUCAGCAGUGCUUGCUCGGCUACCACCACCUCGGCUCCUUCCAGCAUCAUCGGCCUGCCCGAGGAAAGCAGCGUCUUCGGCACAUCAUCCUCAAGCCGCUGCUCAACCCCCUCCACUGCUACCCCGUCGCAGGCGCCCCAGAUCUCGGCUGCCCCCAUCUGGUCUCCCGAAACCAUCCGCCCAUUCACACCCGAGACAAGCCUCCUCCAGCACCACGAGCCUGUGAUCCCGUCAAAGUCGUCGCCUGUCGCCGAAAAGUUCUCCACCUUCCUUCGCAACUUCCAGGAGACCCUCCACCUUGGCCAAGAAGACGGCGAGGUCAUCGACAUUAGCGGCGAGUACGCCGCCCGCGGCCCUCUGGAAGUCCGCUCGGAUACCUCCAGCCACUUCCGCUCGCGAUUCUGUCUCCUGCGGGGCUCGACCCUGUACAUCCUCAAGUCUGAGAGCGACCCGGUCCUGAUCGAUGUCAUUCCCGUGAUCUCGAUUCUGGAGCUGCUGCCUCUGCAGGGCAAGAAGGAUGCCUUUGUGGCCAAGCUCGGCAAGCGCCAGUGGGAGCUCAUUGCCCCGAACAACAGCUCGUUCAUGCACUGGGUCAGCGUCCUCAUCAAGCAAGUGACGGGCCCCAAGAGCGGCAACCGUCCUGUCAUGGUCAGCCGUUUGCGAACCAGCUCGCUGAACAACAAUAUGCCUGGGCCUCGCGAAGUCCGUCUGUGAUUGUGAUUUUCCCCUCCCGGCUCCCCUGCCGUUUGUACUCUUUAUUCUCAUGCACAUUUGCACGCUGGCCAUCGUCUCUGGCCAGUACAACACUUUACCCCCCCCCUCACGUACUGCCAUGGCACGAACCCAAUCUGCUCUGCACUGCGUUGCGUUCCUCCUGUUCAAUCUCGUUCUUGUUGUCGUCGUCAAACUCUGCUUUUCCUUCGUGUUCAUGCUUGCACUUCUUAUCGCUGGCACUGCUGAACGGCAGUCGUCCCGCGCUUGCGUCCCUCAUCUGCUCUGCCAUGAUCGUCAUUUGUAUUUUGCUCUUGUUGCUCUCUAUUCGCUCUUGUUGCUCUCUAUUCGCUCU
This is a messenger RNA of Polychytrium aggregatum, 1760 nucleotides long. RefSeq lists its product as uncharacterized. Lineage: Eukaryota; Fungi; Chytridiomycota; Chytridiomycetes; Polychytriales. The coding region runs from base 305 to 1408 and encodes 367 amino acids. The record is from RefSeq and is a predicted model, not a curated record. The transcript has 3 exons.